Molecule: messenger RNA, 2230 nt
Organism: Didymella exigua CBS 183.55
Lineage: Eukaryota; Fungi; Ascomycota; Dothideomycetes; Pleosporales; Didymellaceae
Product: putative monooxygenase
Exons: 1
Coding region: 492-2021 (509 amino acids)
Source: RefSeq, a predicted model, not a curated record
ACUCACUCAGCCAGGGAUUGCCAAGUCUGUUCUAGCUUCGGUGAUCCUCGAAUUGUGUAACGAAGGUCCGACUUUGCCGCGGACAACAACAGCGACUCGCCAUUUUUACAACGGUCUCGCCAAUAAGUUUCUGAUGGGAUAAACAAGGUGAAGCACGGUGAUAAUGUCACUCUGCAAUCGCUUUUAGAGCAAUCUUAUAACAGUACACUACCGGUACAGGCAACGACCCACGAGCCUUUGAGUGUAACUCUCGGAGCUGAUAUCGGAUGAAGUCUACGACGACACUAGCGCACGCCUGUUGAGCAUCCAUCGCUUCAGGCGUCUUGAUCACUUCGCCGUUCACUUUGAUCCUUUGCCUCGGCUUGAGGACAGACUAGACUACAAGAUGGGCAGAAGUUGAUGACUUACUCUGGUGUAUCAUAACUUGUGACUUAUCAGACAUUGAUCGGUCUACUCUUCCAUUCCUCUUUGACGAUUCUCAAAGUCCAAUGAUGGAGUACACAAUUCCGGUCCAGACUAAGGUUGUCAUCAUCGGAGCAGGCUUUGGAGGCUUAGGUAUGGGUGCAGCUCUGAAAAGAGCUGGAGAACAUGAAUUCAUGAUUCUGGAGAAGGGAUCCACUGUUGGUGGAGUGUGGCGAGACAACACGUACCCGGGCUGCACCUGCGAUGUGCCAUCACAUCUUUACUCGUUUUCAUUUGCACCUUACAAAGGUCGCAAGAAGCGGUUUCCGCCACAGAAAGAGAUCCUAAACUACUUAAAAGAAGCUGCCGAUGACGAGGGGCUACUUCCCCAUCUUCAUCUGCACACGGAAGUUGCGAAAGCGCGUUUCAGAGAAGACAAGAGCGACUGGGAAAUCAUCACUGCUACGAAUGACCACAUCCACGCUGAGAUUGUCAUCUUUGCCGUGGGUCAGCUUCAUAAACCAAACUAUCCGAAUGUACCUGGGCUUGAUACCUUCCACGGACCGAUCCUUCAUCCUGCAGAGUGGGACAACAGGAUCAACUUCCAUCAGAAGCACAUCAGCAUCAUCGGUACGGGCUCAAGUGCAGUGCAGAUGCUACCCUCCCUUGCAUCGGUCGCGUCCAGUGUUACAGUGUAUCAACGGAAUCCGCAUUGGGUGCUUCCUAAGCUCAGCCCAGAUUUCGGCCGCAUCGGACGAACACUAUUGCGAGCUCCAGGCGCUCAUCGGAUCUACAGAAAGUCACUGCAUUAUGGCGCAGAUAUCUUGCUGUCGCCCAUACCACGCUCGAAGCUCUGGCGUUCGGUCGUCGAAACAUAUGCUCGACAUUCCCUACGCAGGCAAGUUGUCGACACGGACCUUAGCCAGAAGCUCGUGCCUACAUACCCUCUCGGCACGAAGAGGAUACUGUUUGACAAUGGAUUCUAUCCUGCGUUGACCCGUCCAAACGUCCAGCUAAUUACGGAGCCAAUGCGUUUGAUAAGCGAAAGAGGCAUCGAGACCAACGCAGGCUUACAGCCAACAGACGUCAUUAUCUGUGCAACAGGAUUCCGAGCUUCUGAGUUCAUUGUACCCAUAAAUGUGCAAGGGAGAAAUGGUCGUACUUUGAAUGAUGACUGGAGAUCUGGCGCGGAGGCGUUCAUGGGUCUUGCAAUCCACGGCUAUCCCAGCCUCUUCAUGAUUGCUGGACCGAAUUCAUUUAAUCCAGCGGGUAGCAAUCCUGAGAUGAAAGAAGUGCAGAUCGAGUACAUCAUUCGGUGCAUGCGCUGGAAGAAGGAGUGCGGCGCUUCAGCAAUUGAGGUCAAUCAGAAAGCCACGAUGGAGUACCAGGAGUGGUUGGAGAGGAAGAUGGCGAAGACUGUCUGGCAAGAUUUGGUUGACAGCUGGUACAAGCAUCGGACUGGGAAGAUCACAAACCCAUGGCCAGAAUCUCUUCGGGCGUUCAAACAUAUGCUGCGUCCCCAUCCCAGCCGCUCUUUUAAUAGACUGGAAUCUCAUGGACAAUCCUCGCGAGAGAGCACUUCUUCAGAGUUCGAUAUGUGGUUUGCUCUUGAAAAGUAAGGACCUAUCAACUUUGGCAUCUAGAGCCGGAAUAAAAUCAUAUGACAGAAAGGUGGAAGACGACAUUGCAAUUCGUACCUCCUUUAUGCUCGCUGAGCUUUCUGCCAGGUCAUAAAGUGUUCCUGUCGGCCCUCCGUGGCACUGAGGACCGCUUUUAUGGCAGAAUAUGUCCGAUACAAUGGCAAGAUCUAGGUCCUUGAUAAUUUUAU